UCCUAUUUCGGAGCAAUUCGAUACCCCGGGGCCCCAGGAUUUACUAUAUCUAGAGAUCUCUGACUUGGACGAUCUAAUGGUGUGACUCCUCCGGCGUCAACAACUCGACGAAUCAUCCGACUUAAACUCAGGAAGCUAUGUAACACGACAUCUACACAGCCUCAAUUGUUUGCUUUAGUGGAGUUUCGAAGUUUCGGGUGUCGUUCUAAGGGAAAUGUUAUUUGUGGAGGUGGGCUGUCCGGUCGAGCACGUCAGGCUGGUCGAAGAUUUCACAAUCCCCCGCAGUAUUGUCACCACCGCCAAUAUCGCGAAUCGGCGACGCGCCUCGCCAGUCACCAUCUCGCGAUACCAUCUGCAUGCAAGAAGCUUAUCAGAUCAAAGACGUGAUCUAGCCCCAAAUCCGCUGUAAGGGCGGCUGUCGCUCACAAAGAUGCCGCCCAGACUUAUGACGUUAGAAUGGUCCCUCUCACGCCAUCUACUAACUGUCCGGACUCGGCAUAUUGAUGCAAAUUGUAUAGUAAAUUAGAUUACCUAUAUAUAAUCUGGCAUUGGACCAUGUGAUGUGAAUGAAAUAUCUCGUCUCUGAUUGAAUCACUAAACUCCUGAAUAUUGAUACCCCACUACUCACUCACAUUGUACCUUCAAAAUGUCGCCGUCAGCUACCGAGACAGUAGCUCCGGUUGCCGAGCAUAUUAAGCAAAAGGUCCUCCCCGAGACCACGAAGGAGGCCCCGAAGGCCGACAAUGGCCUUGCGGUCGGUAGCACGGACUUAGAGGACCAAUUGCCUAAGCUCGAGACCGCCCACAAGGAGCCCCUGAAGCUAAGCGGCGCUCUGGACCAAUUCAAGCAAUUCGAUGUCACACCUGUAAUUGGAAAAGAAUUCGUAGAUGUAGAUUUAGCUGAAUGGCUACGAGCGCCAAACUCAGACGAGCUCCUCCGCGACUUGGCUAUCACAGUAUCACAACGAGGCGUAGUCUUCUUCCGCAAGCAAGACAAAAUCGACAAUGAGCUACAAAAAGAAUUAGUUCAGAGACUUGGCCAGCUAUCCGGCAAGCCCUCUACGUCCGGACUUCAUAUUCACCCUGUCAUCAACUCCGGGCGCGAUCUUGGUGGUAAGGAUGAUGAGAUUAGCACCAUCUCGUCAGAGCAGGCCAAGAAACUCUACUCAAAGAGCGCCGUCUGGGCUGAGAAGAAGCAGUCGCAAAGGAACCAAUGGCACUCGGACAUCACCUUUGAGCCCAUUCCUAGCGACUACGCACUUCUGCGUCUCACACAGCUACCUAAGACCGGUGGAGACACCCUCUGGGCUUCAGGCUACGAGCUUUACGACCGCAUCUCUAAGCCUCUGCGCGGUUUCCUAGACACACUAACAGCGUACUACGCGCAACCAGCCUUCAACGAAACAGCCGAGCGCAACAACUUCAAGAUCUUUUCCGCGCCUCGCGGGGCUCCCGAAAACAUCGGCGAAGUCCUCGAAGCGGUGCACCCAGUCGUCCGCACGAACCCGGUCACCGGGUGGAAGAGCGUAUUCGCAGUCGGCCACCACGUAAAGAGCAUCCAUGGGUUGUCCGAGCCUGAGUCGCAGCACUUCCUAAACUGGUUCACGCAACUCAUCGUCGAGAACCAUGACUUGCAAGUACGUCUUCGAUGGCAAGAUGUUAAUGAUUUGGCAAUUUGGGAUAACCGUAGUGUCUACCAUGCCGCGACUCCAGAUUAUAUUGAUGAUCCUGAGCUCGGAGAACGCUCGGGCUCGCGCGCUGUGAGUCUGGGUGAGAGGCCGUAUUUCGACCCCCAGAGCAAGAGCCGAAGGGAAGCAUUGGCUGCUGAGAAGGUGGCUAAGGCGGCGUGA
Messenger RNA from Hypoxylon trugodes, 1849 nucleotides. RefSeq names its product TauD-domain-containing protein. Bases 647 to 1849 code for a protein of 400 amino acids. Lineage: Eukaryota; Fungi; Ascomycota; Sordariomycetes; Xylariales; Hypoxylaceae. Gene Ontology annotation, molecular function: 2-oxoglutarate-dependent dioxygenase activity. The record is from RefSeq and is a predicted model, not a curated record. The transcript has 3 exons. Gene Ontology annotation, cellular component: cytoplasm.